Messenger RNA from Gambusia affinis (western mosquitofish), 4320 nucleotides. RefSeq names its product dihydropyrimidinase-related protein 5-like. The record is from RefSeq and is a predicted model, not a curated record. Lineage: Eukaryota; Metazoa; Chordata; Actinopteri; Cyprinodontiformes; Poeciliidae. Bases 120 to 1823 code for a protein of 567 amino acids. The transcript has 14 exons. Gene Ontology annotation, cellular component: cytosol; cytoplasm. Gene Ontology annotation, molecular function: hydrolase activity, acting on carbon-nitrogen (but not peptide) bonds, in cyclic amides.
GAAGCAUCUGCGGCUCGCGCUGUGGCAGCUGUCCUCGCGCACUCGGCUGGUGCUCGGACCGACAGACAGAAGCUCCGCUGGAGGAGGACGGUGUUGGAAUCCACGAAUAGAAACGGAUCAUGGCUGCCAACAUGGGGUCCAUGCGCAUCCUCAUCAAGGGAGGAAAGGUGGUGAAUGACGACUUCACACAGGAAGCAGAUGUUUAUAUCGAGAACGGCAUCAUACAGCAGGUUGGGAAGGAGCUGAUGAUCCCAGGUGGAGCUAAGGUGAUCGAUGCUUCUGGAAAGCUGGUGCUGCCAGGUGGAAUCGACACCUGCGUUCACCUGCAGCAGACGUUUAUGAACGCCAGCAUUCAAGACGACUUCUACAGUGGAACCAAGGCGGCUCUGAUGGGUGGUACCACCAUGGUGAUGGCUCUGGUCCUGCCUGAGCAGCACUGCUCUCUGCUGGACGCUUAUGAGAGCUGCCGCAGUCUGGCAGACGCCAAGGCCUGCUGUGACUACGCUCUGCAUGUUGGGGUCACCUGGUGGGGACCAAAGGUACGCAAUGAGAUGGAGAGCCUGGUGAGGGAGCACGGCGUGAACUCCUUCCAGAUGUUCAUGGCCUAUAAAGACCUGAUGAUGCUGCGGGACUCAGAGCUGUAUCAGACGCUGCAGACCUGCAAGGACAUCGGAGCCAUUGCACGUGUGCACGCUGAAAACGGAGAGCUCGUGGCAGAGGGCGCCAAAGAGGCUCUUGAUCUGGGAAUCUGUGGACCAGAAGGAAUAGAGAUAAGUCGACCAGAGGAGCUGGAGUCUGAAGCCACUCACAGGGCCAUCACAAUCGCCAACAGGGCGCGCUGUCCCAUCUACCUGGUGAAUGUGUCCAGUAUGCUCUCUGGAGACAUAAUUGCUGCUGCCAAGAUGCAGGGUAAGGUGGUCCACGCUGAGACCACUGUAGCUCACGCUGUGCUGAAUGGGAACCAGUACUACCACCAGGACUGGACCCAUGCAGCUGCUCAUGUCAUCGUCCCUCCUCUGCGCCUGGACCCAAACACACCGAGCUACCUCAUGGGCCUGCUGGGAAAUGACACUCUGAGCGUCGUUGCUUCAGAGCACCGUCCGUUCAGCACCAAGCAGAGAGCUUUGGGCAAAGAAGACUUCACCAAGAUCCCUCAUGGAGUGGCUGGGGUCCAGGACCGGAUGAGUGUCAUUUGGGAAAGAGGAGUGGUGACAGGAAAAAUGGAUGAGAACCGUUUUGUGGCUGUGACCAGCUCCAACGCAGCCAAAAUCUACAACCUGUAUCCACGCAAAGGUCGGAUCAUCCCUGGAGCCGACGCUGAUGUGGUCGUCUGGGACCCCGAUGCAACCAGGACGAUCUCCCUGAGCACCCAGGUGCAGGGCGGAGACUUCAACCUUUACGAGGGGAUGCGCUGCCACGGCGUUCCUCUGGUCACCAUCAGCCGGGGACGCCUGGUGUGUGAGAACGGCGUGUUCAUGUGCGCCGAAGGCUCCGGGAAGUUCUACCCGCAGCGCACUUUCCCCGACUACCUCUACAAGAAGAUGGUCCAGAGAGAAAAGAACCAGGCCUAUAAAGGAGUAGUAAGGGAUCCUUAUUCUGGUGAUGUGGCCAAGGUUGCAAACACAAUGAAGAAGGAGCUCGGUUUGGGUCCGAUCGACGGCGAGUCGCCAAACAAGCUGGCCGCUCGGGCCCACCAGGGUGUCAGAGACCUCCAUGAGUCCUCCUUUAGUCUGUCAGGUUCUCAAGUUGACGACCACAUCCCGAAGAGGUCCUCCGCCCGGAUUCUGGCUCCCCCUGGUGGCCGCUCCAGUGGCAUUUGGUAAUCGUUAGCGUUGGAGUUCAAACCGUUUCCACCUCUGUGUUUUUAUUAUAUUUCCAAGCGACCAGAAAAACUGCACUGAUUUUAAAACAGCGGAAUAAUAUUUUAAAAGUAACAGGAAAACAAAUUCAAGUAAAAGUCUGACGCAUUUAUUAAUUAGUGGUUUACAAAAGUGACGUUUAAACUGUGAAUUUGUGGUUAACUGGAUUAAACAAGGGCUAGCUUUGAACUUAAAUUCUAGCUUAUUGUAAUAAUAACAUAAAUUUGCGGUGCUUUUAAGCCGCUGGUUACGUUUUAACCAGCGGCAGAUCAAAACCAGUACAGUUUUUAACGGUUCGAAACAAAAGUGUUGCCAGAAUUAUUUAAAGAUAAGUGGAUUCAAACCCGUUACUGACAAACACACGGUGCACCGUAGACACCAUAGCGUUAUAGUUUCUUGUGAUAAAUGUGCGUGGAUCCUGUUUGUGACCGGACGACCCCACUGAGAGUGUUUUUGGUUUCCAGUGGACCAACAGUUCUGUAUGGUGAUGAAAUCCAGCUGCUUCUAACACUCCGUCUGUCUGUAUUUACACUUCUACUGCCUCUAACAGAACCAACAAAAUGCCUGGAAGGUAACGUUUGUCUAGGGCUGGGCAAUAAAUCUAUUUUAUUGAUUGGGUUUUGAGGAUUUAAUGUUUGGAAUACCAGGAUUUUUUUUUCCACCAAUGCACUCCUUGGGUUCCCAUAGUUCAGAGUGAUGUCAGCCAAAGCCGCCAUCUUGUUUUACGAGAGAUUAAAAUUAAUCAUGAUAUUGCAACCACAUAGUUGUUGUGAUGUGAGAAUACAGUCAAACAAAUGCAAGAAUAAGACAUUAAGAUUACCAGAAUAAAGUUAUAAUAUUAGCAGAAUGAAGUAAUAAUUUUAUAAGAAUAAAAAAAUAAAAAGUAAGGAAUGUUGAGCAGUUUGUGAAGUUAUACUUUGGAAUUGGUUUCAAAGAUAAGACAAUGAUCUCUUAACACAUCAGUGUGACUAAGAAUGUAACUUUUUUCUGAUUAUUUCAAAAUGUUUUUCUGGUAAAAUUGCAUUUCUAUUCUGCCAAUAUUAUAGCUAUAUUCUUGUAAUGAAACAAAACUUAUUUUAAUGGAUAAUUGGAAUUAUCCAUUUGUAAUUUCUUUUUUUAGAAAAGAAAGUGAGAAAAUAAUCAAUUUAAAUCGGAUCUGGUGUGAAAAAAAAAAGGUAAUUGUAGUAUUUAGUGGUAUCGCCCAGCCCUAGUUUUGUCCCUUUUAGGACUCCGUAUCUGGGGCAUCUAAAGGGAAAACAAAGAGCGAUGAGUUAAAGUUCAUUUGUGGGUUAAAUGGUUUCUCUGUUAACCAGAUUAUGACAAUGGAGUUUAUUGUAAGUGAAAUGAAUGGAGGGGGAAUGCAGUCCCUCCUCAUGAGCCAUCUGAGCGAAAACAAUAAACAAAUAAACCUCGUUUCUAAAUUCAUGCUUCAAUAAUGAACAAAAAUGCAGCAAUUAAUUUCCUUUAUGUACAGUAGCAUUCACCAGUUUGUUUUUGUUUACAUUUUUCUACCACUGGCAGCUUAUUUAUUGCAGAAUUAUGUGUGUUUUUUUAACUCCUUUGCUGCAAAAACUCAAAAUCUUACCAAGUAUUUUUUUGUUUAUCUUCUAACAUCUUAAUUCGCUUGAAGUAAGGCAAAACUAACUUGAAAAUAACUUUUUAGUAAGUUAAUAAUUUUCUAAUAUUGAUUAAAAAAUACUAGCUCCAAUGGAAGAUUAUUUCAUAUAGAAUUUUAAAAAUUCUUGUUACAAGUGAAAUAAUUUGCCAUUAUUUUACUAGUAAGAAGGAAUUAUUGACUUAAAAGAAGCUCAUAUUUCUUGCUGAAAAGUUACUUGUGAGUUAGUUUUGUUUGAUUUCAAGUGCACUACUAUAUUUUCACUAAACUACACCAGAAAUACUUGGUAAGAUUUUAUUUUUUUGCAAUGUUGUUUAUGCAUUUCACUAUAAAUGAGGCUGCAGAUGUGAUAUAGACAGAGAGAUUAUAAUACAAUCCCGUAUUAUAGCAGGAAGAUUGAGCUGCACAGGCUGAAAUCUGAAGAAAACCCUCCGGAUGACGUCUCAUUCCUGCCUACUAGUGUUAUAUAUUUAUGCAUAAUCACAUUCUCAUGUGUGGGUACUCUAUACCGUUAAAAACAGAUUAUUUUUACUUUGUGAAAAAGAUUAAAUGUGCCAAUGGGAAUCACCUGUGCCACUCUGUUAACGACGCAUGGAGAGAACCAUGUGAACAGACACAGGUUCAUUAAAAAAAACAACUGGUGCUUUUUCUAGGAUUGUUUACAACUGUGAUCAUAUUGUUGGACAUUUUGUGUUUUUCUGCUGAGGGCACUGUGAUUCAGUGGUUGUGUUUGUGGAGUGGUGUUGGAAAAUGAACCUGUUAAGUCUGUAAGUGGCUGCUUGUUUCUUACCACAAGAAUAAAAGUAACUGAAUAAAAAAAUGAAUAAAAAAUCUAACAAAUCUUGA